AUGUUUCAGUUCUUUUUAGUGUUGUUUUUGUUGCUGCUGAUCUUCCCCAAGAACGUAGUAUGCCAGGGUUCAGACCCAGCUGGUGGAGAGUUCGACUUCGGUGGAUUCUUAUAUGCUGCUGGUUCGGCCAAUCUAAACAGCAACGGCUUGUUCAGACUAACGAAUUCAACAACACAAACAGCUGGUCAAGUUUUCUACAACUUCCCAUUUCGAUUCAAGGAUGCUGUAAAUGGUACUAGCGUCUACUCUUUCUCCACCACUUUCGUCUUUGCUAUAGUUUCACACUAUGGAGUAGUUAAUGGCCAUGGAUUGGCCUUUGUCCUUUCUCCUACGAAAGGUUUGCCCUAUGCUGAUCCCACCCAAUACCUUGGCCUCUUCAACAUAAGCAGCUUAGGAGAUCCAAAAAGUCAUAUAGUAGCGGUUGAGCUCGAUACCGUCCAAAGCGCUGAAUUUGAUGACAUAAAUAACAACCAUGUUGGUAUUGAUAUAAACAGCUUAGUUUCAGAAAUAGCUACUUCAGCAGGUUAUUUCAAGGAUGAUGGUACAUUUACAGAUCUCUCGCUUGCUAGUGGAGACCCUAUGCAAAUGUGGAUUGAAUAUGAUAGCAAACGGAGGCAGCUUGAUGUCACACUUCAUCCUAUUCAUGUCCCUAAGCCUACAACUCCACUUCUUUCUCUGCAAAAAGAUCUUUCUCCCUUUUUGCUUGAGUAUAUGUAUGUUGGCUUCUCCUCAUCCACAGGUUCACUAACUGCAUCUCACUAUAUAUUGGGUUGGACGUUCAAGAUGAAUGGGACGGCUCCGGUUAUAGACCUUUCUCGCCUGCCAAAGGUUCCCCGUUUUGUUCAGCCAUGGAUCCAGAGUACGAAGGGGGUUCUGACGAUCAGUUUGACAGUAUCCAGCAUCAUCAUACUUAUCGUCUUGAGUCUCGGCUUAUGGCUUUUCCUGAAAAAGAAGAAGCUACUUGAAGUUCUUGAAGACUGGGAGGUCCAGUUUGGUCCUCAUAGGUUUGCUUUCAAAGAUCUACACACUGCAACAAAGGGUUUCAAGGAUACUGAGCUUCUCGGUAAAGGAGGAUUUGGGAAAGUCUAUAAGGGUACAUUACCAGUUUCCAACGUAGAGAUUGCAGUGAAGAGAGUUUCUCAUGAUUCAAGGCAGGGCAUGAGAGAGUUCAUUGCUGAGAUUGCAACCAUUGGCAGACUCAGACAUCCUAACUUAGUUCGGCUACAGGGCUACUGCAGACACAAAGGUGAACUCUACUUGGUGUAUGAUUGUAUGCCCAAAGGAAGUCUUGAUAAGUUUCUUUACCACCAACAAACUGGAAAUCUUGAUUGGUCACAAAGAUUCAAGAUCAUCAGAGACGUAGCUUAUGGACUCUGCUAUUUGCACCAGCAAUGGGUGCAGGUCAUUAUCCACAGGGACAUUAAGCCAGCCAACAUCCUUCUUGACGAAAAUAUGAAAGCUAAACUUGGUGACUUUGGUCUCGCAAAGCUCUGCGAUCACGGGAUUGAUCCUCAGACCUCUCAUGUGGCAGGUACACUAGGGUAUAUAUCACCUGAGCUCUCAAGAACAGGAAAGGCAAGUACAAGGUCAGAUGUAUUUGCACUCGGAGUAGUGAUGCUAGAGAUUGCUUGCGGGCGAAAACCCAUAUUGCCACGAGCAUCACAAAGCGAGAUGGUAUUGACUGAUUGGGUGCUAGAGUGCUGGGAGAAUGGAGAUAUCAUGCAAGUUCUUGAUCAUAAGAUUGGACAGGAGUAUGUCGAGGAGCAAGCAGCACUCGUUCUGAAACUCGGCUUACUUUGUUCACAUCCGGUAGCAGCCAUCAGACCAAACAUGUCCAGGGUCAUUCAAUUAUUGAACAGUAUGGCUCAGCUUCCUGAUAACUUACUUGACAUUGUCCAAGCUCGAGAAGUUUAUCCAGGUCUUGAAAUCUCAGGUGAACCAGCUGAUUCUCCUGAGUCCAGUUCCAUUGCUCCCUUGACCUUCACUGAAUCUUUCGUCUCUCAUGGACGCUAAAAGAAACCCCUAUGGUCUUGUAGGUUCUUGAAUUCUAUUUGAAAUAUA
Molecule: messenger RNA, 2061 nt
Organism: Capsella rubella
Lineage: Eukaryota; Viridiplantae; Streptophyta; Magnoliopsida; Brassicales; Brassicaceae
Product: putative L-type lectin-domain containing receptor kinase V.1
Exons: 2
Coding region: 1-2013 (670 amino acids)
Biological process (GO): protein phosphorylation
Cellular component (GO): plasma membrane
Molecular function (GO): ATP binding; carbohydrate binding; protein kinase activity
Source: RefSeq, a predicted model, not a curated record